Cyphellophora europaea CBS 101466 is the source of this 708-nucleotide messenger RNA. RefSeq lists its product as uncharacterized. Gene Ontology annotation, molecular function: F-box domain binding; protein tyrosine/serine/threonine phosphatase activity. Bases 1 to 708 code for a protein of 235 amino acids. NCBI's taxonomy places the organism in Eukaryota, Fungi, Ascomycota, Eurotiomycetes, Chaetothyriales, Cyphellophoraceae. The transcript has a single exon. The record is from RefSeq and is a predicted model, not a curated record. Gene Ontology annotation, cellular component: cytoplasm; nucleoplasm. Gene Ontology annotation, biological process: regulation of ERK1 and ERK2 cascade; negative regulation of protein binding; protein dephosphorylation.
AUGCUCAGCUGGGACUUUGACAAGCGUCGAACCGCGCAGCCCAUCCUUCCCUUCCUGUACUUGGGAGCCAGCGCAACAGCAAGAGAUGCUACAUUUCUCAGCGCCACCGGUAUCACUUUCCUGCUAGCUGUCCGCAGCUCAUACGCCGUAGCAGCUCGGCCGAAAUACCUUGAUCCAGCUACUUAUCCUACCACAGGCAAUCGAAAUACUGCGACCUUCGAUGUCGAUACACCAUUCGAUUUCAUCACCAAAGUCAAGCCAGCUAUCAAAUCUGUUGUUGACUACCUUGAAGCCAAUACGACCAAACCCUUGAUUUCCGCCAACGACAUCAACGCCAAAAUCCUCGUCUAUUGCGAGUCUGGCAACGACCGGUCCGCUGCCUUCGUCGUUGCCUUCUUGAUGGUGGUCUACUGCCUCGAUGCUGCCACAGCGGUGCAGCUAGUGCAGUCACAGAGAUAUUGUAUCUAUAUUGAGGAUGGUUUCAAGAGAAUGCUGAUGGACUUCGACCAAAUUCUUCAAGCCGAGAGACAGGUCGUCAGCGCUCAUAUGCAGGCCGGUCAGGGCUCGUCUCCGUAUCAACAGUCUAAUCAGGCUCCAACGACUACGAAGAGAGCUUUUGCGGCCUACAGCGGCGAUGGAGAGAUGGGUGGGUGCGUCGACAGCGUGGAAGACAGCAGACUUGGAAUGGCACCGUUCGCCGAUGCCUAA